AUGCGUUCAUCCACACAGUUGACAGCGCUUUACUGGGUUCACCUCGUCAUUUACAAUGUAUUCUUUCACCCGCUCGCUUCGUUUCCUGGCCCAUUUUGGGCAAGAGCCUCCUUUCUCUAUCCUAACAUAUUGGCCUCAGAUAUGGCGAAUGUGGCAUACUUCCACUGGCCGUGUUCAUCGCGCCAUCGAAUUUCAACACAAUCUUCAUGGUGGGCGCUCACUGAUCCACCUAUUUAUUCUAACAUCAUUAAUCCAGGACUUCGUCUAGGAGACAUAGUGAGGAUCUCUCCCAACGAGCUUUCCUUUGCUUCUGUCGAGUCUUGGAAAGCAAUUUAUCAGCCAAAGAGCGCACCUCUGGUCAAGAGCGAGUUCUAUGAGAUUUAUGGAUCCGGGUUCAACUCGUUGUGCAUUGGAAGUGAGCGCAACCCGGAAACUCAUAGUAGAAUGAGGAAGUCACUCGCGGCUGCGUUCUCCACAAAAGCCCUUUUAGAGCAAGAGGAUAUAAUUCAGGGGUGUGUGAAUGAUUUCAUCGAAGGGAUUCGGUCGCAGACAACAGUUAACUUCACCAAGUGGUUUGAGAUGCUCGCCUUUGACAUCCUUGGCGAAAUGGCGUUUGGGGAAUCGUUCCAUUGUAUUGAAAACAGUAAGGGAGAUUCAAAUAUUGCCUCUCACCCUUCGAUUAUUGCUGUAUUCCGACUAAUUGAGCAUCUUUAUUUUAUCACUAUUUUGGAUAAUUUACGCCGAUAUCCACUAAUUGCAGCGAUUGGGAAAACCAUCUUGCCACAUUUGACCGUCAGUGUUCGCAAUAAACAUACGAAUUACAGUCGUCGAAAAGUCGCCCAUCGGCUGCAGAGUUCAUCACCUCGUGCAGACUUCAUGUCGCGCCUGAUUGCCAAAGUGGAAGAUGAGGAAAUGGAGAUGGAGGAGCUGACAGCACACGCGUCCACUCUUGUGUAUUUGACAUGGAAGGGGGGGGAAAGCAUAGCUGGAGGUGAAACGGUAGCUACCUUUCUGGCUGCCGUGACAUAUCAUUUACUUUCAACUCCGAAUGCGUAUCAGAAGCUGCGCGAUGAGAUUCGGGCCCGUUACAACCACCUAUCUGAAAUAACUUCGACCACAGCAUUACAACUGCCUUAUCUUCAAGCGGUCAUAUCUGAAGGACUACGGAUCUAUCCGCCAGGAUCUCAGGGAUUCCCGCGGAAUACUCCACCCCAAGGCAUUGUGGUCAAAGGAACAUAUGUGCCCGGAAAUGUGGAGGUAUAUACAUCCGCAUGGACAGUCACCCAUGAUGCCCGCUACUUCCAUGAUCCUUACACCUUCAAACCAGAACGCUGGCUUGACCCUAACUGUACCGAUAAUAAAGACGCUAGCCAGCCUUUUUCGCUCGGCCCAAGAGGAUGUCUCGGUCGAAACUUCGCGAUUGUGGAAAUGUCCCUCAUCCUAUGCAAGUUACACUUUCAGUUUGAUGCUGAGCUUGUUAAUCCAUUCCAAGAGUGGGAAUCGGCGAGCCAGCUGCAUGUUAUGUGGUGGAAGCCAGAUUUGCCUGUGAGGUUUAUUCCCUGCACUAGAGACCAUUGA
This is a messenger RNA of Aspergillus oryzae RIB40, 1578 nucleotides long. Its product is annotated as cytochrome P450. The record is from RefSeq and is a predicted model, not a curated record. Lineage: Eukaryota; Fungi; Ascomycota; Eurotiomycetes; Eurotiales; Aspergillaceae. Bases 1 to 1578 code for a protein of 525 amino acids. Gene Ontology annotation, molecular function: iron ion binding; oxidoreductase activity, acting on paired donors, with incorporation or reduction of molecular oxygen; monooxygenase activity. The transcript is spliced from 6 exons.